Molecule: messenger RNA, 2991 nt
Organism: Plasmodium fragile
Lineage: Eukaryota; Apicomplexa; Aconoidasida; Haemosporida; Plasmodiidae
Exons: 16
Coding region: 1-2991 (996 amino acids)
Biological process (GO): attachment of GPI anchor to protein
Cellular component (GO): GPI-anchor transamidase complex
Molecular function (GO): 2-oxoglutarate-dependent dioxygenase activity
Source: RefSeq, a predicted model, not a curated record
AUGGCUUUAAAAAAUGAUUACGCGGGGUUCUGCUUCCACACAAAUAAAAUAAGCAAAAUUGACAGAAUCCAUGGAGACAUAAGCGCUGAGCAGUUUUAUCUGGACUACAUCUUAAAAAGAAAACCGUGUCUAUUAAACAGUGAAUGCGUAAUCAAAAACAGGUGCAACAUCGACAUAAAAUAUUUGAGGGAACAUAUAGACAAUGUCCCUGUUGAAUUAGAACAAAAGAUUUCAAAUUCGUUCGGGAUAGGCGAGAAAAAAAAAAUGAAAUUUCAUGACUUUUUGUCAUUAUUGGAGGAAGGAAAUACGGAUUAUUACUUAAAUACACAGUAUAUAAAAGAAAAUGCAUAUUGCCCUUCUGACUUUUGUAACGCGUUGACUCGGCAGAUGAUAAAUUUUCUUCCAAAGAGACUGGAAAUAAUGGGCAACUUGGAAAUUUACCAGUACAAUAUGUGGCUGGGAAACAACACAGAUGAAGAUUUAAAAACGUUUCUACACCAUGAUUAUCACGACAACAUAUAUGUACUACUAAAAGGCAAGAAAGUGUUUAGGAUAUAUAGCCCCAAUUUUGCUCCUCAUUUGAAAACGAACGGAAAUAUUUACCGUAUUCAUAGCAAUGGCCUAAUUACCUACUCCCCAUUUAUAAGAAGUGACGGAUCGCACUUCUUAGAUGUGUACAAAAAAAAAAUGGAUAAGGUGUACCUCCACAUUAGCGCCAUGAGUGACCAUUUAGACAAAAAAGACAAAAUUCUGGAAGACAAAAUUAUAGAAAAUUCUAUAAAUAAGGCAGAACAAAAAUUAAAUAAACUAGAAGAUAAUGUCCUAAAUUACAAGUUGCGCAAGCAGAAAUUUAGACCGAAGCCGAAUACGAGAGAUGAUAUUCCAAAUCAUUUUUGCCUUCUUAACACAGUUGCGAGGAAUUGUGAAGAUGACAUUUUCAGUGAUAACACAGAAGUAGGAAAAAAGUACAUCGACGUCCACGUGAACGAGGGUGACAUAUUGUACUUGCCAUGUGGAUGGUUCCACGAAGUGAAGUCCUUCUCAAAUGAAAAAUUCCACCUGGCGUUUAAUUAUUGGUAUUACCCCCCUUAUAUAAAAAUGGUUAAUUCGAUGGAAAUGCAAAACAGGUUUUGCCACCCUUACAUAGACAAACACUUAAGUGAACGGAAUAAAAAUUUGUAUAAAAAGAUUGGCGUUGUUAAUGAAGAAAAGUCUUCCGACAUAGCAGAAACCGUGGCAUACUAUAACAAUUUGAAUAUAAGGCCAAGCAAAAAUGUGAAGAAGAAAAAACGGAAAAGCGUCAGAAGAUUCUUACACACAAGAAGGUUUGAAAGUGGGUCAAAGGCGGAAAAAUUGAAAAAUACGAAGAGGAUAAAACUGUUUGUUCAGUUUUGCUUAGCCAUACCUUGCUUUGUUUUGCUUCCUAGAACCCCCCACAAUUUUCCAAUGAAAGGCGUGAAACGCAUUUGGCUCUCCAUUCUAAGCUUUAUUUCCGUGGUAAAUGCACACGUGGUAGAUGAGAGCAUCCAUCUACUGCCCCUAGAUAAUAAUUUACUACAUGUGAAGCUAAAACUAAUUGUUAAUGGAAAAAGUUAUAAGGACAAUUUCCUCCCCAUAAAUCUGGUGAAAAUACUAAACUAUGUAAAGUCACUGAAGAUUAACAUAAAAAGAGGUGUUUACAGGAAUUAUUACAACAACAAAUAUUUGGACAAUUACCCCUUUGGCUUUACCCUUGCAGUUGAACUGAAAGAAAGGCAAAAGGAUAGCAAGUAUUAUAAAGAAAAGGAAAAGGGUGAAUUUUCAAAAGAUGAAAUAUUUAUCUUGCGACAAUUAAUGAACGACAUUUGGUCUAUCACAGGUGUGGCAACGAAUCUCAUAAAAAUCAAAAAUUUGAUCAAAGUUCAAAAUGAAAUAUUUGCAUUUUUACCUGAUGAGAGUAUAUGUAUAGAACAUUUUUCUCUGCUUAAAAAACUGUACCCAUGUAAAACUUUUGGUGGAUUAUUUAAUGCACUAAGCCCUGAUUACUUAAUAUCAAAGCGGAUGAGCAACAUAGGGUUUGAGCUACAUGACAACAAUGAAAAUUUACUAGUCCUUUAUGUAGACUACAUUACAGAACAUGAUAACAAAAAAGACGUGAAUGUUGUAGACUUAAUAAACAGUAAAUACAAUCCAAAUGAAUGUCCAAUAGUUGACAGAACUGCUAUAUUUGUGAAAAAAAAGGAAGAAAAUAUCGUUUCAACUGUUUUCGAAAAAUAUGGAACUAUCAAUUUAGUGUAUGAUAAUAUAAACUUAUAUAAUAUUGUGCAGAAUGGAAAACCCAAUAUUUUACAAGAAUACAUAAAUGUGCGCAUUCUUAAGGAAGAAGUUAAUAGCAUGAUUACUGCGGACAUAAGAAAGAAACAAAGUUCGCUGCUCUAUGUAUUUCAAAAUUUGAACACAAAAAACAACAGCGAUUUUUUAUUUGUUGAUAAAUUGCCAUACUAUUUAUCGCCCUUGAUACACACGAUGAUGAUUCAAGGGAAGGGUCCUCCUGUAGAAAAUAGCCAAACGAAAGACAAUUGUAAUUUCACCUUUUUCGGGUAUAAUGCAAUAAAAAAUUUUAACAUUAAAUUUAGCAAUUUUGACACUCUUGAGAAUAUACCCAAAAAUGGAAACUUCUACUACAUUAAUUUUAAGCACAAUUUGCCCCCACAGUGUGAAAUAAUAAUGAGGUUCGAAGUAAUCAAAGUACAAGUCCGAUCAUUCGAGUUUGAAUUUGACAUAGAUAGAGGCAUUUUGCUAGGAAGCGGCAUAUUUGUGCAAAAGAGAAAUUACAUCUCACAAGGAGGUGACGAGUUUAUGUACAAAUAUACCCCAUCGCUCUUAAUAGAUAUAAUCCUGCCAGACACAAGUAUGCCUUUUAACGUUAUAGCCAUCUCCACAUGUGUCAUCAUGCUGUUUUUUGGGUUCAUGUUUAAGCUCACUGCCAAGGAAGAAACAAGAUAUGUUUAG